GCCUCCAUAGCCCAUGUGGACCACAAGGAAGUUUCAGUAGCCAUGAUGCAAUGAGCUACUGUCUGGAUAUCACUUCUCCUCUGCUCCGAUCUGAGUCAGACACAUUUAGGUUACUGGAUGGAGUUUUCUGCUGUUUCACACGGCCAGCUAUUUACAGAUGGGCUACCACUCAGGUCCAAACCAUUGUGGAGCAACUUACAGCAGGCAUUCGAUACUUUGAUCUUCGAAUUGCCCACAAACAGUAUGAUUCUUCCAAUGAACUUUACUUCACUCAUGUCAUUUACACACAUGCAACGGUCGUUGAAACACUACAGACAGUUGCUUCAUGGCUUGAAUCUCAUCCCAAAGAAAUAAUCAUCCUGGCUUGUAGUCAUUUUGAAGGACUGGAUUAUAAAUGGCAUGAGGAAUUCAUCUAUUCUCUGAAGAAAAUCUUUGGCUCUAAGCUGUGCCCUUGCAAC
This is a messenger RNA of Sinocyclocheilus rhinocerous, 458 nucleotides long. RefSeq names its product PI-PLC X domain-containing protein 1-like. Gene Ontology annotation, molecular function: phosphoric diester hydrolase activity. The transcript is spliced from 4 exons. The record is from RefSeq and is a predicted model, not a curated record. Gene Ontology annotation, biological process: lipid metabolic process. The annotation marks the transcript as partial. NCBI's taxonomy places the organism in Eukaryota, Metazoa, Chordata, Actinopteri, Cypriniformes, Cyprinidae.